Molecule: messenger RNA, 1602 nt
Organism: Pedinophyceae sp. YPF-701
Lineage: Eukaryota; Viridiplantae; Chlorophyta; Pedinophyceae
Source: the annotation of a GenBank genome assembly
AUGACGGGGUCGUGCAAGCGGGCGCCAGUGCUGAGGAGACACGCGCAGCAGCGGCGGACGGAGGCCGCGGCCGAGGCUGCGAGCGCGGGGCUGGCUGAUGCAGACGAGCAGAUGCGCUUCGGGCCGCCGCGUCGCACGCCGGAGAAGACCGCGAUCGUCGGGGGCGGGCCCGCGGGGCUGGCGACCGCGAUCAUGCUCGCUCGGAGGGGCUGGAAGAACAUCACGGUCUACGACCGCCUGGAGGCUCCGCCGAAGCCCGGCGCGAAGGUGUGGGGCAACGCGGACCGCAGCUACAACCUCGGCAUCAACGGUCGCGGCCAGAAAGCCCUCAAGGGUCUGGACGCGCUCGACUCAAUACUCCCCUGGGCCGCACCGAUCACCGGACGCAUGGACUGGGACGACCAGGGGCGCACAAACCUGCGCGAGGCGAGCAACAAGACGACGACCACCGUCGUCAUCCAGCGCGACAGGCUCGUCGCGUGCCUCCUGCAGGAGAUCCACCAGAAGUACCGCGCCGCCGUGACCGUGCAACACGGCGUCGAGUGCGUGGGCGCGGACUGGUCCACCGCGGCGACGCCCGCGGGCCUCCCGCGCUCCACGGCGGUCCGCACCGCGCCCGUCAUGCUCGCGGUCGCGCCCGUCGCGGCGCUGCGGUCCGAGGAGGACCUGCAGGGCGAGAUGAUUGGCGUUGACGUCGACCUCAUGGUGGCCGCGGACGGCGUGCGGAGCUCCGUGGUGGAGGCGCUGUCGCGCGCGCCGGACUGCGAGAUCCGGUGGAAGGCGUACAAGGAGAGCAACACGCGCGUGUACAAGACGGUGGGCCUGACGAUUCCUGACUCAUGGCGGAAGGACCUCAACUACUCGGCGAACGCGCUCGGGGGCAAGGGCAUCACGCUCGAGGCGCUGCCGACCGUGGAGGGCAACCUCGUCGGGCUGCUGCUGUUCAAGCCGGAGAACGAGCGGAUGGCGCAGGUUCAGACGGAGGACGACGCACGCGCGCUGUUCGAGGAGUGCUUCCCGGACUUCCUGCCGCUCGUCAAGCCGGGGGAGUUCAAGGCGCUCGCAGAGCGCCCGAUCUGCCGGUUCCCCGGGUUCCAGUACGCGGGGCCAGCGCUGCACUGGGGCGCGAGCGCGGUGCUGGUCGGGGACUCGGUGCACACCGUGAAGCCUUAUUUUGGGGUGGGCGUGAACUCGGCGUUCGAGGACGUCGCCACGCUCGAGGAUUGCCUCGACAAGGCCUCGGACGACCCGAAGCGCGCGCUCGAGCUGUACUCGCGGAGACACGCCCCGAACGCCAGGGCCCUCGUGGAGAUGUCCCGGGACCUCGACCGCGGCUUCUUCCGGUUCGUGUUGCCGCUCAUUUUGGACGGCAUGUUCCACAGCUUCGCUCCGGACUUCUUCGCGCCGAACACCAUCCGCAUGCUGCAGAAGGACGACUGGUCGUUCGCGGCGAUCCAGCAGCGCAAGCGGCGCGACCGCAUGGUCCAGUGCGGCGUGCUCUUCUCCGUCCUGGCAGCCGUGCUGUUCGCGCUGCGCACCGCAAUCAGCACGGCAUGGAGCGCGGUCUGCGCGGCGCUGCCGGCCGCCGCCGGUGCGCUUUGA